AUGACAACUGCUGUUAGUAGACAUCCAUUUCUCAGUAUUCAUUAUUUUCUUCUCUUCCUUUCCAAAUGGUCUAAGUUUGUGGAAUAUUGUUGGGAUUACCGAGUUUUAUUUGGCAGAUCAUCCAAGACAUGUGCUUCUGUCAUUACUAUCAGUGGAUUGCUAUUAUACCAUCCAAAGGGAGUUGCCACUUUUUUGCUCUAUGCCCCUUUGGUGGCAAUGCCAGCUUUCAAACUCUUGUUUCUCCAUGGCAAAUGUCCAUCCCCGUAUUCCAUUGUAUCUCUACCACGGCGGUCUACUUCAUCUUUCAUCCUAAACCAGCAAUCUUCUUCACCUCGUCACCCUGUUACCUUUUAUGUGGAUGUUCACUCUGGGGUUAAUUCCUUGGAGCAUCUGUUAGUUUAUACUCCAUCAGGCUAUGUGAUUAAACUUGAGCUUCUGCCAUCAAUUGAGGCAGAGCUAAAUGAGAGUGAUCUAGCAACUCGGUCUGGCUCAUAUGUACAUUCGCAAGAUGAGGAGUAA
This is a messenger RNA of Ilex paraguariensis (yerba mate), 519 nucleotides long. NCBI's taxonomy places the organism in Eukaryota, Viridiplantae, Streptophyta, Magnoliopsida, Aquifoliales, Aquifoliaceae. The record is from the annotation of a GenBank genome assembly.